Messenger RNA from Microbotryum saponariae, 2517 nucleotides. The record is from the annotation of a GenBank genome assembly. NCBI's taxonomy places the organism in Eukaryota, Fungi, Basidiomycota, Microbotryomycetes, Microbotryales, Microbotryaceae.
AUGUCACGUCGUGCCGGCUCGACUUGGUGCUCGUCGCCGUCCUCGUCGUCCUCAGCAGCGACCCCUCCCACACCAGCUUCAGCCUCGCGCAUCACACCUCGUGAAGCCGGAUUGUCUUUUUCGCCGAGCAGGUCGAGUGGUACCAAGCGUCGUGGGCAACAGUGAGUUCUUCCUCGCACCCAUUCCGGCACCUCGGGGCGAGCUCUCCGAAGCUCAAGUGUGAGACGAUCACGUCGAGUACCGCAGCGUACCGCACUCAGUACACUUCCAGACCCUUGAUUCGGAAUAUACACUGACAUUGUGGCUACAUGUGACUGGACAGACGUGCAUCGACACCUCCGACUUCUUCCCCUUCGUCGGUCCUGAACGGAGCCGCCUCCCCCCACUCGUCACCGACCAUCGCCGUCAAGUUCGCGGGCAAGAUCUUCCGCACCCUCGACACCAAGCUACAGGGUGUAGAAUACUCGAGCGAAGCCAAUUUUUUGGGCGAACCGGACGAGCAAGUCGGCGACCUCGAACGCGAACGGGCUGACGAACGGCGGAAGCGACUCGAGCGAGCGAUGCUCGUCGAAGCUCCCGAGAUGACGGACAAGAGACGACGCGGCACUCAGGACCCGCUCAAAGAUACCGAACCAUCGAAGCGGGCUCGGACAUUGCUCAGUCGUCACGAAUCGCUGUCCUCACUCUCUGCUUCGUCCCCGACGACGUCUCCCGUCAAGGCCGAGACACCGACAAGACGACGACCAGGUCAAAGUCGACACGAGGCCGCGCGAACACCGUCUCCUCCACCAGCGCCCUUCUUGGCACGGACGCUACCCACAUCCUCUGCCGCACUAAGCCAGGCCUUUGCUCUCGAAACAUCGUUGUCAAAAAAGAGCUCGCUUCCUCCAGCACUCGCCGACCUCGUCGCAUUGCAUGCCGCACUCGAGGGCGCCUUGAUCAUGCACCUCGGCACGUCAGGGUGGGCAGUCGCAUCAUCAGCAGUGACGGAGCACCAUCCGGAUGGUAGCUCGACGAUACGUAUUCCUAACUUGAUUGAUCUCGAUGAUUUGACCAAGAUGCUGCAGAGCGGGGCACGGCGGUUCGGGCAGCGUGAGCUUGCUCGGCUGGUUUGGGCGUGGCAGGGGUGUGACAUGUCGGAGGCAUCGAGCAGUGACGGCGAAGUGAGCGAUGAUGAGCUCAUGAUCGAGCACCGCCGAGAAGGCGAGGCCGGUGGACUAGGCUUCAUCGUCUCCAAGACACGCGUUGGACGAGCAGGCAAAAUUGAGAACACGUACGGCGUCGGCAUUUCGGUCUCGCUCAAGUCGAACCCUCAGCUGCCCAAGUUCGAGCUCUUGCCUCCAACGUCGCCCUCCCAGCGCUCCAACAAGGCCCCCGAGGCUCCUCCAAGUCCUAGUAGUCUGGGUCGAGGUCGCGACGGGAUGAGCGUCGUUGCUCUUUGGACACAGGGCAAGAACGCUCGACGGACAGAGCUCGAAAGACGCCUCCGCGCAUGGGGCAAGCGAUGCUCUCGAGCCGAGCAGGUGCGGAUUAGCCCCAUCUACAACCCUUCGUUGCCACCUUUCCCAUCCGAAAUCCCUGAAAUCCCACGGGCGACCCUCCCCUCGCUUGAAGCAGCAGCGAUCGCCGUCCCUGGCACAUUGUCGCCGAGUCCGAAGAAACCGCGCGCACCUCUGAACGACGUCUUUGGCCCCGCCGUACCUAUUGCGGGCCCGAAUCGCUCGGUGCUGAUGCUGCUCGAAGAAUCGGUGGUCAAACAUCCUCCGUCGGCGGCCAAGGUCAAGGCGAGCGAGAGGAACCGAAUGAUGCGCGAGAGGGUCAGUCACCUGCGACAGCAAUCUGGACAGACAAAUACGCUGACAUCUGGCGUUUGUUAUUUAUCCGCAGCUCGCUGCGAAACACGCCGAGUCCUUGCUGCCCUCGACGAAUCAGGCUUUUCUGUCCUCGAUCGCCGAAGCCGCGUCGCCGUCCAAGAGUCUCAAGCGACAACGCAAGGGUGAAGCUGAGGAAGCAUGGUCGGUCGAGAAGGAUAUUUAUAAACGCAACGCCAUCAUCAGUCGACUGGGUAACAUCGCUGACGUGGUCGCCAUGUUCUCCAAGUGAGUCGGCUACUAGGUUUAGUCCUCGCGACUUUGGGUCGUCUUACUGACCGGUCUGAGGAUCCACUUUGUAGCAAAUGCGGUGGUCGACCGAGUUUGGUCUAUGAUAUUGCCUUGGCCGUUGCGAACAGUCCCCUGGUCAAGAUCGGAGAAGGUGCGUCGCUGCUCCCCCACAACCCCUCACUCGUCAAAUUUCUUUUGCGAAUGCUGACUUUAUGCCGACCCAAUCCCCACAGACGAGGCAAUGGAAUCCUUGCACAUGCUCUGCAACCUCUUCCCCGAUUUUUCGACCAUCAAAGCCGUCGAUCGACAGGACUGGUUGUACGUCAAACGCGAGGCCCGUCCGACGGUCGUCAAAGCGCGGGUGGCCGAAGAGUUGGAAGCGGUUCGGAGAAGGGGUGGUAGUAACUUGGCGUGA